Malania oleifera is the source of this 2551-nucleotide messenger RNA. RefSeq lists its product as uncharacterized. NCBI's taxonomy places the organism in Eukaryota, Viridiplantae, Streptophyta, Magnoliopsida, Santalales, Ximeniaceae. The transcript has 4 exons. The record is from RefSeq and is a predicted model, not a curated record. Gene Ontology annotation, molecular function: zinc ion binding. The coding region runs from base 553 to 2337 and encodes 594 amino acids.
ACUUGCUCUGUUCCUUUUCCUCUGGUGUCCCUCUUUUUUUGCGAACUAAGCUCCGUUCCCAUCCCCUCUCUGCGACGACUACGUCACCGGCCUCGCCCUUCUCCUCCUCGGCUACUCUCCUCUCGCCGAUCUCUUUCUCCUGAUCUUCGCCGGCGGCCCGUUCACUGGUCCGUCUGUCCGCUCGCUGGCCCAUCCCUCAGCAGGAAACUGCUCAUGUUAAUGAGCUGUGAAUCAGCCAUGGUUUAUGCAUCAACUGAGUUUCUUUUAAUCAGGAGGAUUAAUUUGUUUUAUAGUGUGCACAGAUCCAUCCCUGAAGACAUAAGACUCUAGACAUAUAUUCUACUUACAAUGCAAUUGUUCUGUGACAAAAUAAUUUCUUUCCACCCCAAUGUUGAUUAGCCUGUUAUGUAUCUGCACCUCAUUGCGCUUCAUGUGCGGUUGUUACAUUUAUGAACGUCCUCCUCGAACGGUUUGCAAUCUGUGAACAGCAUGAUGAGAAGCUUUUGAAUCACCUGUGGCUGCUGUCACUGCCACUAUUUGUGUUGGUUGAUUAUGGCAGAUCACUCCUUAAUUGUCCCUGAGUCUUCUUUUGCUUUGACGGAUCAUUCAUUAGUUAUUGGGCAAGAGUUCCCCGAUGUUGAAACAUGCCGAAGAGCGCUAAAAGAUAUUGCUAUUGCGCUUCAUUUUGAUCUUCGGAUAGUAAAAUCUGAUAGAAGCCGGUUUAUUGCUAAGUGCUCCAAGGAAGGUUGUCCAUGGCGUGUCCAUGUUGCAAAGUGUUCUGGAGUUCCAACUUUUUCUAUCAGAACCUUGCAUGGAGAGCAUACCUGUGAAGGAGUUCAAAAUCUACAUCAUCAGCAGGCGUCAGUAGGUUGGGUUGCGAGAUCUGUUGAAUCGCGUAUUCGUGAUAAUCCACAGUACAAGCCAAAAGAAAUUCUGCAAGACAUCCGUGAUCAGCAUGGAGUUGCUGUAUCUUACAUGCAAGCUUGGCGUGGAAAGGAGCGCAGCAUGGCAGCACUUCAUGGAACUUUUGAAGAAGGCUAUCGCCUUCUUCCUGGAUACUGUGAACAAAUAAGAAAAACUAACCCAGGAAGCAUUGCAUCAGUUUUUGCUACUGGACAGGAAAACUGCUUCCAACGUCUCUUUAUUUCCUACCGUGCAUCAAUCUAUGGGUUUAUACAUGCUUGUAGGCCACUUUUAGAACUUGAUAGAGUGCAUCUUAAAGGGAAAUACUUGGGUACACUACUUUGUGCUGCAGCUGUUGAUGCUGAUGAUGCUCUGUUUCCAUUAGCAAUUGCUAUUGUUGAUAUGGAAAGUGAUGACAAUUGGAUGUGGUUCAUGUCUGAGCUGCGGAAGCUUCUUGGAGUGAAUACAGAUAAUAUGCCUAGACUUACAAUACUCUCUGAAAGGCAAAGGGGCAUUGUAGAGGCAGUUGAAACACAUUUUCCAAGUGCUUUUCAUGGUUUUUGUCUGCGUUAUGUUAGUGAAAAUUUUCGAGAUACAUUUAAGAACACAAAGUUGGUUAAUAUAUUCUGGAAUGCUGUUUAUGCUCUUACUGCUGUUGAAUUUGAAAGCAGGAUAUCUGAGAUGAUGGAGAUCUCACAAGACGUCAUAUCUUGGUUUCAGCAGUUCCCUCCCCAGCUAUGGGCUGUAGCAUACUUUGAAGGGAUGCGCUAUGGUCAUUUCACAUUGGGAGUCACCGAAUUGUUGUAUAACUGGGCUCUUGAGGGUCACGAGCUCCCUAUUGUGCAGAUGAUGGAGCAUAUUCGACAUCAAUUGACAUCUUGGUUCAAUGAACGCCGUAAUAUGGGCAUGAGGUGGAACUCAAUUCUUGUGCCAUCUGCUGAGAAGCGGAUUUUAGAAGCAAUUGCAGAUGCUCGUUGCUAUCAAGUGCUUCGUGCAAAUGAAAUUGAAUUUGAGAUUGUGUCGACUGAACGGACAAAUAUUGUUGAUAUACGAAGUCGAGUGUGCUCGUGCCGCCGUUGGCAGCUCUAUGGUUUGCCAUGUGCACAUGCGGCUGCUGCACUCAUCUCUUGCGGGCAGAAUGCCCAUCUAUUUGCAGAGCAUUGUUUCACUGUAGUGAGCCACCGGGAGACCUAUUCACAAAUGAUAAAUCCUAUUCCAGAUAAGAGUCUCUGGAAGGAGUUGAGUGAGGGGGCAGAAGGUGGAGGUGCCAAAGUUGAUAUUACAAUACGCCCACCCAAAACUCGUCGGCCACCUGGGAGGCCCAAAAAGAAGGUUCUUCGUGUAGAAAGUUUAAAGCGCCCGAAGCGAGUCGUUCAAUGUGGUCGUUGCCAUUUGUUAGGACAUUCUCAAAAGAAAUGCACAAUGCAAAUUUGACUAUUAGCCUAUCAUUGGUUUCUGGCUCUUUUGCAAUUGCCAUCAAGUUAAUGCCAUGUCUGUAAUUUUAUUGUAUUUUUCCCUUUUUUGGUUUGGCUGGGGAAUAAAGACAGCCCUUCUGGGCAUAGUUCCAUUUUAUUUCUUUUGUAUAUUGCUAGCAGCAUGCUUUUGCCUUUGCCAUCAAUUCUAAUGACAUAAUUAGGCCAUUUCUUUC